AUGAACGCCCCGGAUCGUUUCGAACUCUUUCUCCUCGCUGAUGGCGAGAAAAAGAUCGAGGAGAAGGUCUUCUCCGGAAUGUCCAACACGUCGGACUUCAUUUUGAAAAAGGAGGACCACACUCUCGGCAAUCUUCUGUCCGAGCACCUGAAGCAGCACAAGAACGUCCUCAUGGCCGGCUACAAGAUUUCUCAUCCUAACGUGCCUGAACUCUUCAUCCGCGUCCAAACAGACGGUGCAAUCACCCCCAAAGAAGCCCUCGUUCAAGUUAUAAAGCGUCUCAUGCAGGACUUCUCACAUCUGAGCCGGGAAUUCACCCGUGAGUUUGAGCUGCGUCGCAUGGUCGAGGCUGGGCGCUCCAAUCAACAAGGCCAGUAG
Messenger RNA from Colletotrichum truncatum, 378 nucleotides. RefSeq names its product DNA-directed RNA polymerase ii subunit rpb11. Lineage: Eukaryota; Fungi; Ascomycota; Sordariomycetes; Glomerellales; Glomerellaceae. Gene Ontology annotation, biological process: transcription by RNA polymerase II. The record is from RefSeq and is a predicted model, not a curated record. Gene Ontology annotation, molecular function: protein dimerization activity; DNA binding. Gene Ontology annotation, cellular component: RNA polymerase II, core complex.